Messenger RNA from Clarias gariepinus (North African catfish), 3138 nucleotides. RefSeq names its product kelch-like family member 14 (gene klhl14). The record is from RefSeq and is a predicted model, not a curated record. The transcript is spliced from 9 exons. Bases 235 to 2052 code for a protein of 605 amino acids. Gene Ontology annotation, molecular function: protein binding. NCBI's taxonomy places the organism in Eukaryota, Metazoa, Chordata, Actinopteri, Siluriformes, Clariidae.
UAGUUUAAAUCACGCGUAAUAAAGAAAGAAACAGAAAUACGCUCCCUGCGCAUCGAGUCUGUAGUUAAGAAAGGGUGGAUUUUAAAAGAAGAAGAAGAAGAAGAAGAAAGGGGGGGAAAAAAAGGACGAGAACAAAGACAAAGUGCUGCGAGGAUACACACAUCUUAAGGAUCUUGGGGAUACUUUGUUUUCUCCGCGUAAACUCAAGGAGGUGCGAGCGGCUCCCGUCAAGUCAUGUCCAGAUCGGGCGACCGGACGUCUACGUUUGACCCGACGCACAGCGACACGCUGCUGCACGGGCUCAACCUGCUGUGGAGGAAGCAGCUCUUCUGCGACGUGACCCUCACAGCCCAGGGACAGCAGUUCCACUGCCACAAAGCCGUGCUCGCGUCCUGCUCGCAGUACUUCAGGUCCCUGUUCUCUGCGUCACACGGGCUCAGCAAUGAGGCGCUCGCGGGGAAGGAUCAGAGCAGCGGCGGAACCCCGUCCUCGUCCCCGGACGAGAAGCUCCUGGCCAGCCCGCGCUCCAUCAGCAACCUGGUGCUGCAGGGCUGCUCGUCCAUCGGGCUCCGUCUGGUCCUCGAGUACCUGUACACGGCCAACGUGACGCUCUCGCUGGACACGGUGGAGGAGGUGCUCUCGGUCAGCAAGAUCCUGAACAUCCCACAGGUCACCAAGCUCAGUGUGCAGUUCCUCAACGACCAGAUCUCCGUCCAGAACUACAAGCAGAUCUGCAAGAUUGCUGCUCUGCACGGCCUGGACGAGACCAAGAAGCUGGCCAACAAGUACCUCGUCGAGGACGUGCUGCUCCUCAACUUCGAGGAGAUGUGCGCCAUGCUGGACGCGCUGCCGCCACCCGUCGAGUCCGAGCUAGCCCUGUUCCAGAUGUCCGUCCUGUGGCUGGAGCACGACCGCGAGACCAGGAUGCACUACGCGCCGGACCUGAUGAAGCGGCUGCGCUUCGCCCUCAUCCCUGCCCCGGAGCUUGUCGAGAGGGUGCAGUCGGUAGACUUCAUGAGGAGCGACCCCGUGUGCCAGAAGCUCCUGCUCGAUGCCAUGAACUACCACCUGAUGCCCUUCAGACAGCACUGCAGACAGACCACAGCCAGCAGAAUCCGUUCCAACAAAAGGAUGCUGCUUCUGGUUGGAGGACUGCCUCCAGGUCCUGACCGCCUCCCCAGCAAUCUAGUGCAGUACUACGACGAUGAAAAGAAGACAUGGAAGAUCCUUACAAUAAUGCCUUACAACAGCGCUCACCAUUGUGUUGUAGAAGUGGAGAACUUCCUUCUGCUACUGGGUGGAGAGGACCAGUGGAACCCAAAUGGCAAACACAGCACUAAUUUUGUAAGCCGAUACGACCCGAGAUUCAACAGCUGGAUCCAGCUGCCUCCAAUGCAGGAAAGGAGAGCGAGUUUCUUUGCGUGUUGUCUUGAUAAGCACCUUUACGUCAUCGGAGGAAGGAACGAGACAGGCUACCUGUCCAGUGUGGAGGCGUAUAACCUGGAGACUAACGAAUGGAACUAUGUUUCGUCUCUUCCCCAACCUCUCGCAGCCCACGCCGGUGCCGUCCAUAAUGGGAAAAUCUACAUUUCAGGUGGAGUCCAUAAUGGCGAGUACGUGUCCUGGCUGUACUGCUAUGACCCGGUGAUGGACGUGUGGGCCAGGAAACAAGACAUGAACACUAAACGUGCUAUACAUGCACUUGCCGUCAUGAACGAUCGCCUCUAUGCUAUUGGUGGAAAUCAUUUAAAAGGAUUCUCCCAUCUGGAUGUAAUGUUGGUGGAAUGUUAUGACCCUAAAGGAGAUCAGUGGAACAUCCUGCAGACGCCCAUCCUGGAGGGCCGCAGCGGUCCGGGCUGUGCCGUGCUGGAUGACAGCAUUUAUCUGGUCGGAGGCUACAGCUGGAGCAUGGGAGCCUACAAGUCGUCCACCAUCUGCUACAGCCCGGAGAAAGGAACGUGGACCGAACUGGAAGGCGAGGUAGCAGAGCCGCUAGCCGGACCGGCGUGUGCCACCGUCAUACUCCCAGCCUGCCUGCCGUUUAACAAAUGACAGAUAAUUGUAUAAGAAAAAAAAGCUCUUAGGAUGGACAGAAAGGCCAUCGCUAAAAAAAAAAAUGAUACAGACUGUCUAGACGGACCGAUCGCGUAGGAGGUGUAUAAAUUAUUUUUUUACACGUCUGACGAGAGCACUUUCUUUCUUUCUCUUUCCUUCUUUACUACUUAAAAAAAAGAAAUACAAUGAAAUACAAUGUGUGUUGGCUUUCAAACCUUUAAUCACCUUUCCCUUUAUUAUAUUUUACUAUUAUUUGUUUUUUGUUUUGUUUUUUUGGCUUAACUCAAUAUCGCACGCAUAACUGAUAUAGCUUCCAUUUGUACUUUGUAUUUUUGUGGAGAAAAAAAGAGAACAUUAUUAUUCCGAGCUGAUGCAAUGUUGGAAAUUUGUGUUAACGUCCUGGGACUGUUCGACAAAAGAAUCGAAUCAUUCUGUUUUAGAGGAAACUCAUGAAUCCCGUCUUAACCGCCCUGUAGAAUAGAGACGUGUUCACCAUGCUCCUGCUUGUUAAAUAUCGUAGCCAUACUGUAUACGGCACGGCGUAUGUACAGAGGACGAAGGGGGAACGCAGUAGUCAUAAGUAACGCUCCUCGAAUAUAACGCAGACGAGAACUUAAAUGAACGAACAAUCAAAAAUCGUUGUUUACCGAGCCAUGUGCUGUGUCUGCAUGGUUUUAGCUAAGAACCUUUUUUUCCCCUCUUUUUUUUUUUCUUUCAUAUAUUACCUGUUAAUGUUUAACAGUGCCUAUUUCUAAUCCUAGGUUCAUUCUGUCCCAUUUCUUUUCAAAAAUAUUAUAUAUAUAGAUAUGUAAUAGCGCUGACCAUAACUGGUUCAGCAGUAAAUCUGACAAAUCUGACCUAAAAUGAAGAAAGACAUAAAUACCUAACUAGAUUAGAUAGAUAAAUAAAUAAAUAAAUAAAUACAUUUCGAUGUUUCAAAACUCCAGAGCAGCACUGUUAGCGUAGCCGUCGUCCCGUUCGAUCAGGAGAGGUAUCUAUGUUUAAUUUUCAUUCUUGUAAAUAGUCUCUUGCGGUGGAACAUUUUUGUGCCCAUGGGAUUUAUUAUCAAAUCCUGUUAUGUUA